AUGGCUUCCAAGUCAUUAUGGAGAAGUCUGCACUACAGCGCAAAACGUCGCAAUGUGCUCUCGACAGCGCCGUAUCGCUGCUUCUCGUGCUCCCUGCGCGCGGCGCAGUCUCCUGCGAGUAAGGCCGAGGAGAACGCGCGGAUGACGCAUUUUGGGUUUGAGUCGGUUCCGGAGGGAGAGAAGGAGUCCAAGGUUGGCGCAGUGUUCAGUUCGGUUGCAAGCUCGUACGACACAAUGAACGACCUGAUGUCGCUUGGGAUUCAUCGACUCUGGAAAGACCACUUUGUGCGCUCGCUCAACCCGGGCUCGCCAUUGGCGUCUCGCGGUGCGGAAUCGUCGGGCAAAGGGUGGAAUAUUCUUGAUAUUGCUGGCGGCUCUGGCGACAUUGCCUUCCGAAUGCUGGACCAUGCGACGAACAUCAACAACGAUCGCGAGACACGCGUUACUGUUGCGGACAUCAAUGCCGACAUGCUGACCGAGGGCCGCAAACGAAGCAUCGACACGCCAUACUACAAUACCAAGCGCCUUUCCUUUAUGGAGGCCAAUGCCCAGGAGAUGCCCUCGAUCCCGGACAACUCCAUCGACCUAUACACGGUAUCGUUUGGCAUCCGGAACUUCACGGACAAGCAAGCAGCACUUUAUGAAGCGUUUCGCGUGCUCAAGCCCGGCGGCGUGUUUGCCUGUUUGGAGUUUAGCAAGGUCGACAACACGCUGUUCAACGAGGUGUAUAAGCGAUGGAGCUUCAGCGCGAUCCCGCUGAUUGGGCAGGUUGUGGCAGGGGACCGGGCGAGCUAUCAGUAUCUGGUUGAAAGCAUCGAGCGCUUCCCCAGCCAGCAGGAGUUUAGGGACAUGAUCCGCAAGGCCGGGUUUAUGAUCCCCGGCCAGGGCUACGAGAACCUGUCUUGUGGUAUUGCGGCUAUCCACAAGGGGGUGAAGCCAGUGUCUGCUUGA
This is a messenger RNA of Talaromyces rugulosus, 951 nucleotides long. RefSeq lists its product as uncharacterized. NCBI's taxonomy places the organism in Eukaryota, Fungi, Ascomycota, Eurotiomycetes, Eurotiales, Trichocomaceae. Gene Ontology annotation, biological process: ubiquinone biosynthetic process. Gene Ontology annotation, molecular function: methyltransferase activity. The transcript has 2 exons. The record is from RefSeq and is a predicted model, not a curated record. Bases 1 to 951 code for a protein of 316 amino acids.